UAAGGUGUUGGUGUUAUGAGUGAUAAGUGGGGUGUUGCUGGGGUGACGGACGGUUGUGAGUGGUGGACGCGCACGCCUGUUGGGGACACAAGUUCCCCGCCCAGCUGCCGAGGAGAGGAGAGGAUGAACUACAUUGGCAAGUUCAUAUCCAACUUCAAGGAUUUCUACAACGAGAUCAACGCCGCGACACUAACGGGUGCCAUCGACGUGGUUGUGGUGCAGCAGGAAGAUGGCACGCUGGUCAGCUCACCCUUCCACGUCCGCUUCGGCAAGAUGGGCGUCCUCAGGAGUCGGGAGAAGGUGGUUGAUAUUGAGAUUAAUGGAGAGCCUGUUGAUAUCCACAUGAAGCUUGGAGAGACAGGGGAGGCCUUUUUUGUGGAAGAGGUUGAGGAAGGUGACAAUGUAAGUCCCCUGUUAGGGACUUCACCUCUGCCCCCCUCAAUCCUACAGAAUUACCAAGGGAUUGCAGAAGACUUUGAAUGCCAGAGGCAUGAUUCUGGCAUUGAUAACUCUGCUGACUCCUCUACAAGUGUACCAAAGAACAUUAAUAAUGGUAAGAGGGUGGAGGGAGAGGAAACUCAGUCCCACCAGAGGACUGUAAUUCUAGGUGGCAAGACCAAAGAGGAAGACUCAGAGGUUGGAGUAAUCAAGAAAGUGAAGAAAAGUGUUGAGAAGAAGGAUGUUAGAAGCAGCUAUGCUCAAACUGAUGAGUCUUUCAAAUUAUCUGAAGUUCCUAAGAAGGGAGUGAAAGAGUCUGCUUCACUCAAGAGUCCUCAAAAAUUGGGAAGGAAUGAUGUUACUGGGUCCAGACGCAGCAGUUUGUUAGCAGAGACACAUGGAAGCAAGACUGAUGGAGAAGAGACUGUUAGAGCCAGCAAAAAUAACCGACGCAAACGUAAGAAGCGGUGCUACAACAAGAAGCAGCGUCCCAAGAGCUCAGGAAGUCAGUCCAGUGACACCUCCACCACCAGUGAGGUGGCAGAUUUGUCUGCUGUAGUUCCACCAGUGGCCAAUCAAGAGGGCAUUUUUGUUAUGGAUGAUGUUGAUUCAUCUGAGAAGUCUGUUCCAAGUUCAUCUCCUCUCACCAAAAACAUGGCACAGUCUGCAUCAAUGCCACUGUUACAUGAAAAGUCUCGGGAUGAAGCCGUGCAGGAGUGGAACAAUGCCCUAUCCAGGUCCAUGGGGCCAGACUUCCAUCCAUUCAGUGACACUGACCUCAGUCCUCCUCCAAGUCCCUCCAACUCCCGACCACCAACACCAAUCAAGUCCGACACCGAGUAUGAGGUUGAGCGGCAAAAGGCUGAUUUCAUUGAUGGUUCGUCUCAGACUGAUGAGAACAAGUGGCAGUGGACCUGGGGAGAGCUGCCCACCCCUCCCCCAAAGACACCAACACGCAUGGCAGCUUCUCAUCCUGAUUCUCCACUUGUCAAGACUAGUACUGACAAAAAUAACAUAAUUGGGAAGGAUGAAGAUGAUGAACGCUCAGUGUUGGGCAGUAUGUUUAGAUUCAUGCGGGUCACCAAGAAGGCUCGCCAUAACCCUGAGAGUGAGGGGAUUUACCUUGAUGAUCUUAACUUGGAGGAGCUGGACCCUGAAGUGGCAGCUCUGUACUUUCCUCGAAACUUCAGAGUACCUGAAAAGUCUGGUUACAGUGGCUAUCCUUCUGGAAAUACCAAGGAUGAGGAUGCUGAGUCUGGCAAUGGUCCCUCCCUCCCUCAGUCUCCACAUAGUGUAGAAGGUGCCAUUGGUGGUCCAAAAAUUUGCAGUGACUCUGAUUUUGAAGAUUCAAGACAUCCUAGUUUUGACUACAAAGGCUACCAAGACAUUGCCUUCUCAUUGUGUGGUCGCCUUAAUGAAUAUGAGACCGACUUCCCGGAGAGCCUCUUCUUGCAGAGCCUUGUUACCUAUGAUGACUUUUGUGAGAAUCCGAAUAUCUUAGACAACCCGGACCUUGUGAUAAGACUAGGAGGGAAGUACGUGAAUUGGGCAACUGCAGCUCCUCAAAUCAUGUCUUUAGUGCUAUUCCAAAGGCCUGUUCCUCAGAAACUUGCUGAUGAUCUCAUGAAAGACAACAUGCCCAAGAAGACCAGGAAACGCUCAGAGUCAAAGGGGUACUCAUGGUUCUCUUGGAGGCGUAACAACCAGACUGAGGAUCCUGACACCAACAAAGACAUAAAUACAGAUGCUGAGAAGAGUGCCAUGCUGCCAUCACAAUCUAAGGAGCAAGAAGCCAGUCAGCCAAUAGACUCAAGCCUCAUUGAGGUAACUGCAGCUGAAACUCAGACCAGCUUACCAGGAACUCCAAGGAAGCAGGGUGUUCAUAAUCGUAAGGUGGGCACAGAUUCCUCUGAGUCAGAGGACUUAGAAGAAGGAAAGGAAAGGAAGUUUUCUGGAGAAAGAUACAAAAAGAGCUUGAGACUUUCAUCAGAACAACUGGUAAAGCUUAAUCUUAAAGAAGGAAGGAAUGAAGCACUGUUUUCAGUGACCACUGCUUACCAGGGAACUACACGGUGCAAGUGUCAUAUCUUCUUGUGGAACUACAAUGCCAAGAUUGUAGUUUCAGAUAUUGAUGGAACCAUCACUAAGUCAGAUGUACUUGGUCAUCUUUUGCCUAUCCUUGGAAAGGAUUGGGCCCAGAGUGGUGUGGCACAGCUGUUCACCAAGAUCAAGAACAAUGGAUACAACUUCUUGUACCUGUCAGCUAGGGCCAUAGGACAAGCACGUAUUACUCGGGAUUACCUGAGGUCUGUCAAGCAGGGAGAUUUGUCCCUCCCAGACGGGCCACUGCUGCUGAAUCCCACGUCUCUGGUGCAAGCCUUUCAUCGAGAAGUAAUUGAGAAGAAACCUGAGGAAUUCAAGAUAUCAUGUCUGAGAGAUAUUCAAGCUCUUUAUCCCUCUGACAGAAAUCCAUUUUACUCUGGAUAUGGAAACAAAAUCAAUGAUGUGUGGGCUUACCGUGCUGUUGGAAUUCCAAUAUCACGAAUCUUUACCAUAAAUCACCGAGGGGAAUUGAAACACGAACUGACUCAAACAUUCCAAUCCUCAUACUCCAACUUGAGUGAUAUAUCCAAUCACAUGUUCCCACCUGUGGCCCAUCAGGAGACUCUUGGGGAGUACUCCUCCCUUCAGUACUGGAGGCCUCCUAUGCCUGAUGUCUCACUUGAGAUUGAAGCCAUUCUUUGUGAAGAGCGUGGAAAAUAACAAAAUUAAGAUUUAGAUUUUGGAAAUUCUUAUGAAAGUAAUGUGCAGUGGCCGAGAUUGUACUGUAGUUACAUUCCAAGAAAAUAUCAUCUUUAUUUAGAAGGCAAGUGUAUUUAUUGGUAUAUUUCAGUUUCAAGUAGUUAAGUUCAUAUUUACAUAAUUUUUUGCAUAACUAGAAUUGAGCAAACAAGUUAAAUUUCAAUCAUGAUAGGCAAUCACACUUGUAAUUCUGAAAGUCUCUGAAUUUUGCUGACUCAGGGAACAAUGAUGUUUUAAUGUGAUAUUGUGCUUAUAAUAUCUUGCUGACGUAAUGGUGAAAGAGCUGGACAGUGUGUCUUUUGAACAUGCAUUGCAUAUUUUGAAUUGAAUUUUAAAGUGAUAUUUUUAUAGGUGUAUUGACAGCAACCUUUUUUUAUAUUGUUUAUUUUUAGGGAGUCAAUCACUUUGUGAUAAAGUAAUAUGAUUAAGCAAGAUGUGAUACAUUAUUCAUAUAUUGCUAAUUGUUAAUAGUCAUAAUAAACAAGCAUCCACCUGUAGUGACGAAGAGCCAGUGGUGUGCCCGGCAAGUGACACUGACUUUUUUUUUGUUAAUGGGCAUUACAACUUUAUACUCAUGUGCCAUGCUUUUUUAAUUUCAUUAUGUUAAUUAAGGAUUCAGUUAACUGUGUAAUUGUUGGUAAUUACUGCAGCAUAUUGAAUGAAUGGACAAAUAAUUUAUUAAUGACCUCCAAAGAAAUUAUUAGAGUAUGUUAAUUUGUUAUCUAUUUGUGAAGGACUGGUGUAUGUACGGUGUUGAAGAUGUGUUAGUUAUUUUUGUUAUUAGUUUUAAUGUAAGAAUUCUGCAUAUCAUUUAGUGUGUUAUUCAGGGAAUUUCCAACAUAUUUAUUUUUCUAGAGUGGUAUCUAUAUCAUUUACUUGUUUCUUUCAUAGUUGUAGUUAAUGCCUCUGAACUAGUAAUAUUUUAGUCAAACUUUUUUUCCACACGGAAAGGACCUGUGUAGUUUUUUGAGUUCAUGUAAACACAAACCCAGCAAGAUCAUUGCAUAAUGUUUACACUUCCUGAGUUCAAUAAUUGGAAGUCAUAGUUAGUUCAAUAAUUGGAAAAGUCAUAAUUUAUAUACAAAGAGAUGCUAUAGGAGGCAACUGCCUACAGAGUUCCUUAUGACUUGUGUAAAAAGUAAGCCUUGUUACACUUUUACCUGUGAUUUGUUGAAAUAACGCAUCUAGGUGCUCUACAUGAUAUUGUAGUAAUUUGCGAAAAAAUAGAGUUCAGUUAUGGUUAAAUAUAUACAAAUUUGGUUAAAAUUUAUUUGUGAACUUGUGCUCAAUGAAAAACUGGACUGUUACCAAUUCAUUGAGUUCUUUCAUGUUUGGAUCAAACAGUCCUAGUAUAUACAUGACUUGCUGUGAUUCUUAAGUGUUUCAAAAUUUGUUUAUGACAGUGAUUAUGUGUGUCUGUCAUUAGUGGUCAGGUUGAAGAAUACUUAUUGUGAUAUACCCUAAAAGACACCAUUCUUAUUUAUUUAAAUAAUCAGUGUUUGCCCAGAGUCAUUAUGAAAACUGUUGCACUGUUUAAGAAGCCUAAAACCGUGGUAGACAGCAUUAUAAGUUGAUAGUCCUGAGCUUUAAUUAUUGCAAUUACUGCCAGGCUCACUGUGUGAAGAUUCCUGCAAAUAAUAGAUAUUGAAAAAAUUGUGCCUGUUGUGGGUUACCUGCAUUUUUUCCAACUAAUCAGAUUUAAUGUGAAAAUGUAUAUUGUGUGAAGAAGAUUGCACUUUUAAUUGGAAAGUAUGGGAAGCAGAUGUGGAGAAGACAUUGAGGAAAUGUCUUUAAUUGUAGUAACUGGAUGAUAUGACAAAAAAAAAAAAAAAAAAUAAAU
Messenger RNA from Portunus trituberculatus (swimming crab), 5080 nucleotides. RefSeq names its product phosphatidate phosphatase LPIN3-like (gene Lpin). The record is from RefSeq and is a predicted model, not a curated record. Gene Ontology annotation, biological process: triglyceride biosynthetic process; fatty acid catabolic process; positive regulation of transcription by RNA polymerase II. Gene Ontology annotation, cellular component: nucleus. Lineage: Eukaryota; Metazoa; Arthropoda; Malacostraca; Decapoda; Portunidae. The transcript is spliced from 17 exons. Gene Ontology annotation, molecular function: phosphatidate phosphatase activity; transcription coactivator activity. Bases 16 to 3201 code for a protein of 1061 amino acids.